UUUGACUAAAGUUGUCAAGUAGCUGUCAGCUGACCGUCUUGUGACAUUUCGACAAAAUUGAUAAUCUUGUGAGUUGGGUUGGUGCGCUUUUGCAGGAAGCACGUAAAAAACCACCAAAAUGACGACUUUACAAAAAAUGGGGGAUGAGGAACGCGAGUCCAAGUUCGGAUACGUGUUCGCGGUGUCCGGUCCCGUCGUUACGGCCGAAAAAAUGAGCGGCUCUGCUAUGUACGAGCUGGUGCGAGUAGGUUAUUCAGAGCUGGUGGGUGAAAUUAUCCGUUUGGAGGGUGAGAUGGCCACCAUCCAGGUAUAUGAAGAAACUUCUGGUGUGACAGUUGGUGAUCCAGUUUUGCGUACUGGGAAACCGCUGUCCGUGGAGUUGGGGCCGGGUAUCAUGGGUUCGAUUUUUGAUGGUAUCCAGAGACCGUUGAAGGACAUUAACGAAAUGACACAGAGUAUUUAUAUCCCGAAGGGUGUGAACGUGCCAGCGCUGUCUAGAACCACCAAGUGGGACUUCUCGCCCUUGAAUAUCAAGUUGGGAUCGCAUCUGACUGGGGGUGAUAUUUAUGGUAUUGUUCAUGAGAAUACUUUGGUUAAGCAUAAGAUGUUGCUACCCCCAAGGGCUAAAGGGACUGUGACGUAUAUGGCCGAGCCCGGAAAUUACACAGUCGACGAAGUCGUCCUGGAGACCGAGUUCGAUGGCGAGAAAACCAAAUACACUAUGUUGCAAGUGUGGCCCGUGCGUCAGCCUCGCCCCGUCAGCGAGAAGCUCCCCGCCAACCACCCCCUUCUCACCGGCCAGCGCGUCCUCGAUUCCCUGUUCCCGUGCGUCCAGGGCGGCACCACCGCCAUCCCCGGGGCUUUCGGUUGCGGUAAAACCGUCAUCUCGCAAUCCCUGUCCAAAUAUUCCAACUCCGACGUGAUCAUCUACGUCGGGUGUGGAGAAAGAGGCAACGAAAUGUCUGAAGUAUUGCGAGACUUCCCCGAGCUGACUGUCGAAAUCGAAGGGCAGACGGAGUCCAUCAUGAAGCGUACGGCGCUGGUAGCCAACACCUCCAACAUGCCUGUGGCGGCUCGUGAAGCCUCCAUCUACACCGGCAUCACCUUGUCCGAGUAUUUCCGUGACAUGGGUUACAACGUGUCCAUGAUGGCUGACUCGACAUCGCGUUGGGCCGAAGCCUUGAGAGAAAUUUCGGGUCGUUUGGCCGAAAUGCCUGCCGAUUCCGGCUACCCGGCGUACUUGGGUGCCAGAUUGGCGUCGUUCUACGAACGUGCCGGCAGAGUUAAGUGCUUGGGUAACCCAGAUCGAGAGGGCUCGGUUUCCAUCGUCGGAGCUGUGUCGCCACCUGGUGGUGAUUUCUCAGAUCCUGUGACGUCGGCUACGUUGGGUAUCGUACAAGUGUUCUGGGGGUUGGACAAGAAGUUAGCCCAGCGCAAACAUUUCCCCUCCAUCAAUUGGCUCAUCUCCUACUCCAAAUACACGCGCGCUUUGGACGACUUCUACGACAAGAACUUCCCCGAGUUCGUCGCGUUGCGUACGAAAGUCAAGGAGAUCCUCCAGGAGGAAGAGGACUUGUCUGAAAUCGUGCAACUGGUCGGUAAAGCAUCGCUCGCCGAGACUGAUAAAAUUACCCUUGAGAUUGCCAAACUUCUCAAAGAAGAUUUCUUGCAACAGAACUCGUACUCGUCGUACGACAGGUUCUGUCCGUUCUAUAAGACGGUGGGUAUGUUGAAGAACAUGAUUGGUUUGUAUGACAUGUCACGACAUGCCGUUGAAAGCACAGCGCAGUCUGAGAACAAGAUCACGUGGACUGUGAUCAGGGAUUCCAUGAGCGCCAUUUUGUAUCAGCUGAGCAGUAUGAAGUUCAAAGAUCCCGUCAAAGACGGCGAAGCUAAGAUUAAGGCAGAUUUCGAUCAACUGUACGAAGAUAUUCAACAAGCCUUCAGGAAUUUGGAGGAUUAAAGUAGUUUAAAGUAGGCCAUAUUUAACCUCACUUUUCGUGGUAACAUUGCCGUCUUUCGAUAUUAAUGUACAAUACUAUGUUCAUAACAAAAUUAGUGUAGAUUAGAGGUGAGGGUUUAACGAAGAUGUCCCUUCAUUCCAAUUACGUUUAGAGAAUUUUAUUUUUCAUUGUUUACAUCAGCUUCCAGUAUUAUUUCGGACAUGUUUUAUUUUAUUUUUUGUUAAUUUCUCGCUUUUCGUUUUUCAGUGUUGUAUAUUUUACCAUUUUAUUCAAAACGGCUAAUUGUACAGUUAUCUAUGUAUAUCGUAAGAAGUGUUAGGCUAUUUAGGAAAUAGCACAAGAAAUUGUUUUAUUGUAAAAAAUAAACGCAUUGUUGUUUCA
Molecule: messenger RNA, 2345 nt
Organism: Zophobas morio
Lineage: Eukaryota; Metazoa; Arthropoda; Insecta; Coleoptera; Tenebrionidae
Product: V-type proton ATPase catalytic subunit A
Exons: 6
Coding region: 119-1963 (614 amino acids)
Biological process (GO): proton transmembrane transport; ATP metabolic process
Cellular component (GO): proton-transporting V-type ATPase, V1 domain; lysosomal membrane
Molecular function (GO): ATP binding; proton-transporting ATPase activity, rotational mechanism; ATP hydrolysis activity
Source: RefSeq, a predicted model, not a curated record